AUGGGAUUUAGAGAUUCUAAUUUUCCAAAUCAUGUGUUUCGUUUGAAAAAGUCUUUAUACGGCCUCAAGCAAUCCCCUCGGGCGUGGUAUCAACGUUUUGCAGAUUACGCCUACGAAAUUGGUUUCACCCAUAGUCGUUCUGAUCACUCACUAUUUGUUUACAAAAAGGGUCAUGACACCGCCUAUUUACUUCUCUACGUAGAUGACAUCAUAUUGGUCACAUCAUCGCAUGACUUACGUAGAAAAUUCUUGGCUCUUUUAGACGCAGAAUUUGCCAUGAAGGACCUCGGACCACUCAGUUUUUUUCUUGGUAUUGCUGUCACACAUCAGGCCAAUGGUUCUCUAUUUUUGUCUCAGCAUCAAUACGCCUUAGAGAUCCUUAAACGAGCGGGGUUUGAAAACAGUAAACCACUUCCUACACCGGUCGACACCUCGACCAAACUAAGCUCCUCCUCCGAUCAGCUUCUCGAAAAUGCAACUCAAUAUCGGCAGCUUGCUGGGGCACUAGAAUACUUAACUUUUACCCGACCCAACAUUAGUUAUGUUGUCCAACAGGUUUGCAUGCACAUGCGUGCUCCACGCACCACCCAUUUCACUGCCCUGAAACGCAUACUACGAUACAUUAAAGGGACCAUUGAUCACGGUUUGUCACUCACAAGGACUUCUACUACUUCUCUUCUAUCCUACACUGACGCUGUUUGGGCAGGAUGCCCAGACACCCACAGAUCAACAUCCGGGUAUUGUAUAUUCAUGGGUAAUAAUUUACUUUCGUGGUCUUCCAAAAGGCAACCAACAAUUUCACGAUCAAGUGCCGAAGCUAAAUACCGCGGAGUUGCAAAUGUGGUCUCUGAGUCUUGUUGGUUACGUAACCUGCUCUGUGAAUUGCACCACCCACCUCAUAAAGCCACUCUUGUAUAUUGCGACAACGUUAGCGCAAUAUAUCUUUCCACUAUUCCGGUGCAACAUCAAAGAACAAAGCAUAUCGAGAUCGAUAUUCAUUUCGUCCGUGAAAAGGUGGCUAGAGGUGAAGUUCGCGUUUUUCAUAUACCCUCCAGAUUUCAAAUUGCUGAUAUAUUUACAAAAGGCCUACCGCAGAUUCUAUUUGAAGAUUUCAAGUCCAGUCUCAACAUCAGCAAUCCUUAUGUUCCGACUGAGGGGGUGUAUUAG
This is a messenger RNA of Lactuca sativa (garden lettuce), 1167 nucleotides long. The record is from RefSeq and is a predicted model, not a curated record. NCBI's taxonomy places the organism in Eukaryota, Viridiplantae, Streptophyta, Magnoliopsida, Asterales, Asteraceae.